Acanthosepion pharaonis is the source of this 1608-nucleotide messenger RNA. The record is from the annotation of a GenBank genome assembly. Lineage: Eukaryota; Metazoa; Mollusca; Cephalopoda; Sepiida; Sepiidae.
AUGACCACCAUCCUCGCUUACUCCUUGUUCUUCUUCUCAUCUUUCUCAUCCUUCUCCUCCGUCUUCUCCUCUUUCUUCUUCUUCUUCUUCACUUUCUUUUUCCCUCCUCCUCCUCCUCCUUUUUCUCCUCUUCAUUUUUCACUUCCUCCUCCUCCUCUUUUUUCUUUCCCUUCUACAUUCUUUUUCUCCUCCUUCUUCCUCUUUCUUUUUCCCCUCCUCCUCCUCCUUCUUCCUCUUUCUUUUUCUCUUUCUCCUCGUCUUUCUUUAUCUGCUUCUUCUCCUUUCUCUUCUCCUCUUUCUUUUUUCCUCCUCAUCCUUCUUUUUCUCUUUAUUUGUCGCUUCCUCCUCCUCCUCCUCCUCCUUCUUCUUCUUUCUUUUCCCUUCCCCUUUCUUUUUCUGCUCCUUCCCCUCCUUUUUCUUUUGCUUUGUCUCUUCCUCUUUCUUUUUCUCAUCCUCUUCCCCCCCUCCUCCUCCUCCUUCUUCUUCUUCUUCUUCUUUCUUCUUCUUCUUCUUCUUCUUCUUCUUCUUCUUCUUUUUCUUCUUCAGGACAUCUGGCGUUUCAUUAUUUACAUUACCGUUCUCGUUACUUUUCUUUCUUUCUUUCUUUCUUUCUUUCUUUCUUUCUUUCUUUCUUUCUUUCUUUCUGACUGGAUUCCUGUCUGUCCAUUGGUUUAUCUGUCUGUAUAUCUAAUAUUCUUUUUUUUUUUUUUUUUUUUGUCCACAUUUUUCUUUCCUUCUUUCUUUAUGACUAUUAUUAUUACUUCUUUCUGCUUGCCGACAUUCUUCCUUUCUUUCUUUCUGUUGUCUAUGUAUCGGUUUCUCUCUCUCUCUCUCUCUCUCUCUCUCUCUCUCUCUCUCUCUCUCUCUAUCCUCCUGUCUGUCGAUUGGUUUAUCUGCCUGUAUUUCUAUUAUUCUCUCUUUGUUUGUCCACAUUUUCCUUUCUUUCUUUCUUUCUUUCUUUCUUUCUUUCUUUCUUUCUUUCUUUCUUUCUUUCUUUCUGACUGGAUUCCUGUCUGUCCAUUGGUUUAUCUGUCUGUAUAUCUAAUAUUCUUUUUUUUUUCUUUUUUUUUUGUCCACAUUUUUCUUUCCUUCUUUCUUUAUGUCUAUCGGUUUAUCUGUCUGUAUUUCUUCCUUUCUUCUUUUCUUUCUGUCUGUCUGUCUCGCUAUUUGUCUGUCAGGACUAUUAUUAUUACUUCUUUCUGCUUGCCGACAUUCUUCCUUUCUUUCUUUCUGUUGUCUAUGUAUCGGUUUCUCUCUCUCUCUCUCUCUCUCUCUCUCUCUCUCUCUCUCUCUCUCUCUCUCUCUCUCUCUAUCCUCCUGUCUGUCGAUUGGUUUAUCUGCCUGUAUUUCUAUUAUUCUCUCUUUGUUUGUCCACAUUUUCCUUUCUUUCUUUCUUUCUUUCUUUCUUUCUUUCUUUCUUUCUUUCUUUCUUUCCGUCUGGCUUCCUGUCCUUGUGGAAACUUGUGCAUGCCUAUCUCUCUCUCUCUCUCUCUCUCUCUCUCUUUCUCAUUCCAUCGCAACUCUCUCUCUCUCUAUCUAUCUAUCUCACUCACUCACUCACUCAUUCACUCUACCCACAACUCCCUUUUUGCAUUUUAUGGUUUUUGA